Messenger RNA from Mustela erminea (ermine), 3655 nucleotides. It is a transcript of the gene TMEM63C, whose product is annotated as transmembrane protein 63C. The record is from RefSeq and is a predicted model, not a curated record. Gene Ontology annotation, cellular component: plasma membrane. Gene Ontology annotation, molecular function: calcium-activated cation channel activity. NCBI's taxonomy places the organism in Eukaryota, Metazoa, Chordata, Mammalia, Carnivora, Mustelidae. The transcript has 25 exons. Bases 552 to 2972 code for a protein of 806 amino acids.
GGGUGGGCGGAGAGCAGCAAGACAGCUGCCGAGGCCCACGGCAUCAGAGGGUGCCGGAGCCAUGGCUGCAGGGAUCGGCAGCCUUGUGCAUUUGCGAUGGUAGUUUGCAGAUGGUUCCUGGUAGAGACAGGGUCUCUGAGGCGGAGCCCGGGUCUUUGUAUAUGAUAAUCCAGCCUGGGUUCCCCGGUGGGUCAGAGCAGCUUUGGGGCGGAGCCAAGCUUGGCUCCAGCCGGGGAGGAGCCGGGAUGCCGCUCCCGCGGUGAUGCAGAGGGGAAUUUGCUGACAGUCCCUUGCCAGGUGGGGCCGGCUUCACCAGGCCUGCGAGGAGGACCGGCUGGCUGUCUCCUCCCAGAGCCAUCGUUGUGGUCAGGAACCGAGCAGGGACAAGGCUGGGCCACUCAGAAGCACCUGAGGACUGAUCAAGAGGAGGGAGGGCCCGUGACCACGCACCUGCCUGCACCGCACGCCUCACCUGCUGGUCCAGCUGCCGCAGAGCUGAGCAGAGGCCCUGGGCCUGACUCCCUGGAGAACCGACUCAGGGAGCUCUCAGGAUGACUGUCCCACCGGGCAACCUGAACACAAUGGAAAAGCCUCAGAACAUGACAUCGAAUGAAUGCUUCCCUUCCCGGAGCACCGUCUUGCAGGGACAGCCUUUCGGGGGCAUCCCCACUGUGCUGUUCCUCAACAUCUUCUUGUGGGUGGUCAUCAUUUUGGUUUACUCCUUCCUCCGGAAAGCCGCGUGGGACUACGGGCGCCUGGCUCUGCUGAUCCACAAUGACAGCCUGACCUCACUGAUCUAUGGGGAGCAGAGUGAGAAGACAUCUCCAUCAGAUAUUUCCCUGGAGAUGGAACACAAGGACAAGGGCUUCUAUUCCUGGUUCUUCAACACCGUUACCAUGAAGAACGAGGAUCUGAUCAGCAAGUGUGGAGAUGACGCCCGCAUCUACAUCAUGUUCCAGUACCACCUCAUCAUCUUCAUGCUCAUCCUCUGCAUCCCGUCCUUGGGUAUCAUCCUGCCCAUCAACUACACCGGCACCGUUCUGGAUUGGAACAGCCACUUUGGUCGGACCACCAUUGUCAAUGUCUCCAUAGAGAGUAAGGUCCUGUGGUUGCAUAGCUGCUUCUCCUUCCUCUACUUCCUCCUCAACCUCGUCUUCAUGGCUCACCACUGCUUAGGGUUUGUGCCCAAGAGGAGCUACAAGGUCACAAGGACGCUAAUGAUCACCUAUGUCCCCACGGACAUCCAAGACCCGGAAAUCAUCAUUAAGCAUUUUCACGAGGCUUAUCCUGGGUGCGUGGUGACCAGAGUCCACUUCUGCUAUGACGUCAGGAUGCUGAUCGAGUUGGAUGAUCAGAGGCGCCACGCGAUGCGGGGCCGGCUUUACUACACAGCCAAGGCCAAGAAGAGUGGGAAGGUGAUGAUCAAGACCCACCCCUGCUCCCGCCUGUGCUUCUGCAAGUGCUGGACCUGCUUCAAAGAGGUAGAUGCAGAGCAGUAUUAUAGUGAGCUGGAGGAGCAGCUGACUGAUGAGUUCAACGCUGAGCUCAACCGCGUUCGGCUGAAGCGUCUGGACCUGAUCUUUGUCACCUUCCAGGACGCCAGGAUGACGAAGCACAUCCGAGAAGAUUACAAGUACAUCCAUUGUGGCGUGCCCCCCCAGCAGUCCUCUGUGAGCACCAUUGUCAAAUCCUACCGCUGGAGGGUCGCCCUGGCCCCGCACCCUAAAGACAUCAUUUGGAAACACCUGUCCGUCCGCCGCUUCCAUUGGUGGGCCCGCUUUAUCGCAAUCAACACCUUCCUCUUCUUCCUCUUCUUCUUCCUCACCACGCCUGCCAUCAUCAUCAACACCAUCGACAUGUACAACGUCACCCGCCCCAUUGAGAAGCUGCAGAGCCCAGUCAUAACCCAGUUCUUCCCCUCCCUGAUGCUCUGGGCAUUUACAGUGAUAUUGCCUCUGAUUGUCUACUUUUCUGCCUUCCUAGAGGCCCACUGGACCAGAUCAAGCCAGAAUCUGAUCAUCGUGAACAAGUGUUACAUCUUUCUGGUGUUCAUGGUGAUUAUUCUGCCCUCUAUGGGACUGACCAGUUUGGAUGUCUUUUUCCGGUGGCUCUUUGACAUCUACUACCUGGAGCAGGCGUCCAUCAGGUUCCAGUGUGUGUUCCUGCCGGACAACGGCGCCUUCUUCGUCAACUAUGUGAUCACAGCGGCUCUGCUGGGCACGGGCAUGGAGCUGUUGCGCCUGGGGUCCCUCUUCCUGUAUAGCACCCGCCUCUUCUUCUCCAGGUCGGAGCCAGAGAGAGUCCACAUCAGAAAGAGCCAGGCCAUCGACUUCCAGUACGGGCGCGAGUACGCGUGGAUGAUGAGCGUCUUCAGCGUGGCGAUCGCCUACAGCGUCACCUGCCCUGUCAUCGUCCCUUUCGGGCUGCUCUACCUGUGCAUGAAGCAUGUCACCGACCGCUACAACAUGUACUACUCCUACGCGCCCACCAAGCUCAACGAGCAGAUCCACAUGACUGCCGUCUACCAGGCCAUUUUCGCACCGCUCCUGGGGCUGUUCUGGAUGCUCUUCUUCUCUGUCCUGCGGUUAGGUACACUCCACACCAUCACCUUCUUCUCCCUGUCCACGCUCAUCUUUUCCAUGGUCAUCGCUUUCCUAAGCACCCUUCUGGGGAAGCUCCAGGGGGUAUCUGACUAUGAGCCCGAGGAGGAGAUGGAGACGGUGUUCGACAUGGAGCCGAGCAGCACGUCCUCUACGCCCACCUCCCUUCAGAUGUACGUGGCCACUGUGCUGCAGGAGCCGGAGAUGAACCUGUCCCCUGCCUCCUCCCCAGCUCGGCACACCUACGGCACCAUGAACAGACAGCAGGAGGAGGACGAAGAGGAGAAUGGUGUGAGGGGCUUUGCACAGGAGCUGGGCUCCGCCCAGUUCCAGGAAGGGCUGGAACUGGAGGGCCAGAGCCAGUAUCACUGACCAGGACCCGAGGCUUCCACCUGGCAACUCCACGGGAGCGGCGGCCAGGGAAGGGCCCAGCAGGGGGAGGCAGGAGGGCCACCCGGCCCUCCCCACUACCUCCUGCACUUUGUGAAGGCCUCAACGGAGACACCUGUGCCCCGGCUGUUGGCCUCACGGAGACCCGGACCUGCUGAGCAGCUCGAAUGGGAGGUGCUGGGCAGUGCAGAGGGAGCCGGGGGUGGGAUGAAGGCUACAGGCGGGCACCGCAUCUCGGGAAAGGUGGCUAAAGCCCUGAGCACAGAGACUGCAGGCUGAGGGGCCCUCCCGGGGUCAGAGUGGAAGUGUGUGUAAAGGAGGAGGCAGAAAGACGCCCGCGGAAGACUCUCCAGGGCCUCUGCCAACCUUUAACCAGCUGCCCUGCUGAGGAGCUCCCAGGGCAGCUCCCACCCCGACCCCAGCCCUGCUCUGAUCCCUCCCCUGUGGCCUGAGGACGCACAGGUGUGCUCGGGCCUUCAUCCAGAACAGCCCCGUCACGGGGAUCACCCAGAGCUAGGGCCAGCUGAGACCCUUCCUGGUCCUCCGCCCCUCGGCGGCCAUCCCCAGGAGCAGCAGGGUACAGACCUUCCUCCUUCCUAUUCUUGCAAGGGCAGCUGGGACAUUGUCCCUCGGGGCUCAUUAAACGGGACCUGUGUGCAUUUUGA